Messenger RNA from Meleagris gallopavo (turkey), 1988 nucleotides. NCBI's taxonomy places the organism in Eukaryota, Metazoa, Chordata, Aves, Galliformes, Phasianidae. The record is from RefSeq and is a predicted model, not a curated record.
CCUCCCCAAGAUGCAGUGCUGAGCCCCUCAGAUCCCCGCCAUGGCAGCCCGGCUGGUGCAGCGCUGCUGCUGGCGGCACCUCAUCACCUUCACCUGCGCUCCUGCUGCUGCCCCGGCCACUCUGCUGCUGCCCAAUGGGAAGCUGCCAGCAGCCAGAGCCCUGCCACACACGCCUCUUGCCUCCAUCCACACCUCCGUCCCCUCCGCCUGGAACGCAGACAGAUUCUCUGUCAAAGAGCAGGUGGAAGAAAACAGUAACUCAGAGCACAGAGCAAUCCUGAAUCUCAUUGAGGCAGCCACAAGUCCUCAGGAACUCUUCCAGCUAGCUGAACUUCACUCUCUAAAUAGCAACCAAGCUUCGCUGGUGGUUACUCGACUUUCUCGGCUUGCAGUGGAAAAGAACCUGGAAACAGGGGACAUUCUGCAAGAUGAACGAUUUCAGCAGCUUACUGAGAUCGUGGAUUCUCAGAUAUCUCAGGUGUGGAAUAACACCUUGGUGGGCCUCCUGAAGAGCCUGUAUUCGCUGGGGAUGGGGAGCAGCAGCAGGGAGAUGCAGUCUGUGGAGCACGAGGUGCUGUGGCGGUUGCGGCGGCUCACCUUCCGUCAGCUCGCCUCCUUGGCAGAGUUCUUGGCUGUCAAGCAGGGCAAGGAGAGCAAACUGCUCAACGAGGUCAUCAAGAAGCUGGAGCUGCGGUGGACAGAACUAGAGGGCACCAGAACCGUGGUGAUGCUGAUUGCCAAGGUUGGGCACAUCUCCUCAGUGCUGAUGGACCGUUUAGAGGACAAGGCUCUGGAGCUUGCUGAGCAGUUCAGCCCUGAGGACAUAAGGAAAAUCACACUGGCUCUGGCGUACCAGAACCGGCGCAGCGUGCCUCUGCUCCGUGCCAUGUCGUACCACCUGAUUCAGAAGCACUCAGAGCUCAACCUCAGCAUCCUGAUGGACCUGAUUUUCGCCUAUGGAAAACUGAAUUUCCACCAGCCCCAGGUCUUCCAGAAGAUAGCCACUGACCUGCAGCCCCACGUUUCUGCAAUGACACCCGUCGAGGUGACGCGCUGCAUCCGCUCCUUCGCCCUCCUCAAGUGGCUCAGCCUGCCCCUGUUUGAGGCCAUCUCUCAGUAUGCCCUGGACAAUGCCAAGCAGCUGUCCAUUGCCCACCUGUGCAGUAUCAUCCUGUCUUUUGCCCGCCUUAACUUCCAGCCCAGCGGAAGCGAGGACUUCUUUAACAUGGCCCAUGAGGAGCUGCAGGGCCAGCUGGACAGCCUGGAGCCCCAGCUGCUGACCGACCUGGUCUGGUCACUCUGUGUGCUGCAGCAAGCCAAGCCUCCCUACCUGCAGCAUGUGCUGGCACCCAACUUCCUCGCUGCGAUCCAAGGCGAUCUGUCCCCCAGGGCUCAGAACUUGCGGAUGAAGCUCAUCCAAAUCAAUGCUGCUGCCAAGCUGGAGAGCCCUGAGUACCAGGGGCCGUUCCUGCCGGCUGGGAUGCUGAGUGCUGCAGAGCCAGCAGCAGAGAAGGUCACCCUGCUGCAGAGCAGCUUGCGGGAGGCCCUGGCAGGCGUGCUGGGCAGCCAGGACAACGGGCGCUGGGAUGUGCACACCAUCUACGGCUGGCAGAUCGAUGCUGAAGUGGUACUGAACAGCGAAAAUAAACCUCUCCCCUUGAAGGACUUUGCUGCUCCCCAUCUGCCCCACUCAGAAGGGACAAAGCCGCUGCCGCCGGGUGCCAGGAGGGUCGCCUUCCUCAGGUGGGAAUUCCCAAAUUUCAGCAACAGGAGCAAGGAGCUGCUGGGCCGUUGUGCCAUGGCUCGGCGUCACAUCCAGGCAGCCGGCUUCCUUGUUGUGGAUGUCCCCCACUAUGAGUUCCUGGAGCUGAAGCUGGAGCGGCAGCGGGCAGCGUACCUCCGUGACAAACUCCACAAGGUGGUGGCCAAGGAGCUGGCCAGUUAGUGCCAAGCUGUGUUUCAAUAAAGCCACCCUCUGCUGUACCGUG